Molecule: messenger RNA, 1009 nt
Organism: Betta splendens (Siamese fighting fish)
Lineage: Eukaryota; Metazoa; Chordata; Actinopteri; Anabantiformes; Osphronemidae
Gene: il17a/f3
Product: interleukin 17a/f3
Exons: 4
Coding region: 133-630 (165 amino acids)
Biological process (GO): inflammatory response
Cellular component (GO): extracellular region
Molecular function (GO): cytokine activity
Source: RefSeq, a predicted model, not a curated record
ACAGGCUGCUCUGCCUUAUAAACACGGGGAGAAUGUAGACGUCACGACACAGCGGAGCGGAGCUUCACAGGAACCAGUUGAGCUGUGGAGCGGGACGGCAAACCAUGCUGCUGCUUUUGGACAGGUUUCUGCAUGACUGCUGCUCUCGUUUCCCAGGUGCUGAGAGCUCUGAUCGUGGUGGGUCUGGCCGCCCCGCUGCACGCCGCUAAGAACAACCGCUCGGCGCCCGUGAAGCUGUGGAAUGGAACCGGACUCAGAGGCAAGACGGUGAAGCUGCUCCUGGACCCCUCGGUGCAGCUUCGCGCCCCCAGCAGGUCCGUAUCCUCCAUCGCCAGCCAGUCCCUGUCACCGUGGACCUACAGCUACUCAAUUGAUGAGUCGCGAAUUCCCAGGAGCAUCGCCCAGGCCCAGUGCCUCACGUCUGGCUGCCAGACCCUGCAGGGAGGAGGCGAGGAUCUCGCUUUGGAAGCCAAACCCAUCUACUACCAGGUGCUGGUUCUGCACAGAGUCCAACAAAAUCCAACCAAAAGUCCAACCAAAAAGAAAAAGAAGUAUAAAUACAAACUAGGGACGGAGCUGGUUGCAGUGGGCUGUACCUGCGUGAGGCCCAGUGUCCUACCACAGCAGUGAUUCCUCAUGAACUGUGAAAAAGCCUUUGUAUUCUAUCCUUAGAGUUAGCGAUUUCCUGAUGCAGCUUGUAACUCACUAGCUGCACACUGUGACUAUUCAGGCAGCAGCUGAGGUUCUUUCUGCCCCUAGUGGUGAAAAAGUAUGUGAAGCUGCUCUAACAAGCGGUAAAAAGAUGUUACACAGUUAUUGUAUCAUUUCAAGAUGUGUUAUUUUCUAAAGGCGCUGUUGAAUUACAUAUUUUAAUAUUGUUACAUUAUGUAACAUUAAUAUAAUUUUUUGUUUUCUUUUUGUGAUUUGUUUGAUUUUACUUGUUUAGUGUUUUAGUUUAAUUAUAUUAAACCUGUUUUUAUUUUAUUAAAAAUAAAAAAAAAGGAGUUCA